Molecule: messenger RNA, 390 nt
Organism: Nezara viridula (southern green stink bug)
Lineage: Eukaryota; Metazoa; Arthropoda; Insecta; Hemiptera; Pentatomidae
Source: the annotation of a GenBank genome assembly
AUGUCAUUUCCGCCCCAUUCGCCAACCCCUCAAAGGAAAUUAACUUUAUCUGCGGAAUCAAAAAGGCCGAGCCAAUUUCAGGAACGGACCACCCUCACCCCCCCCCUCUCCCACAGGUACCGAGCACAUUGCGAUGCCUGCCACGUACUCCUCAUCGCCGGGGAGCUAAGCCUUCUUGUAGAGCCAAAUCCACAACUCUCGAUCCUGAGCCUACCGCUGCCUCGUCCUCCAGUCAAUAUCCCUUCUUUCAAAGGCCUCCUUGACACUGACCUCCCAGGUCUUCCUGGGCCUUCCCUGAGGUCUUCUUCUCUCCACUUUACUUUCCAACUCUAUCCUGGCCAUUCGAUUCUCUGGCAUUCGAGAGACAUGACCAAACCAUCUCAAAUUUAA